Molecule: messenger RNA, 1755 nt
Organism: Manis javanica (Malayan pangolin)
Lineage: Eukaryota; Metazoa; Chordata; Mammalia; Pholidota; Manidae
Source: RefSeq, a predicted model, not a curated record
ACAUCAUGGGUGAAAACACUGGCUUGGCUCUUCCAGGAACACAACCAUCUCCCUCCUGACCACAGAUGACGCCAUGGUCUCCAUCGACCCCACCAUGCCGGCAAAUUCAGAACGCACUCCCUACAAAGUGAGGCCCGUGACCGUCAAGCAACUCUCCGAGAAAGAAGAAUUAAUCCAGAGCAUGCUGACUCAGGUGGCAGAGCAAUUCUCAAGAGCAUUUAAGAUCAACGAACUGAAAGCCGAGGUCGCCAACCACUUGGCCGUGCUAGAGAAACGCGUCGAAUUGGAAGGCCUGAAAGUGGUGGAGAUUGAGAAAUGCAAGAGAGACAUUAAAGAGAUGAAGGAGGAGCUGGCAGCCAGGAACAACAGGACCAGCUGUCCCUGUAAGCAUAGUUUUCUGGAUAACACCAAGAAGCUGAUGCCUCCACGUGAUGUCCCCACAUAUCCCAAGUACCUGCUCUCCCCAGAGACCGUGGAGGCCCUGCGGAAGCCCACCUUUGACGUCUGGCUUUGGGAGCCCAACGAGAUGCUGAGCUGCUUGGAGCACAUGUACCAUGACCUUGGCCUGGUCAGGGACUUCAGCAUCAACCCCGUCACGCUCAAGAGGUGGCUGCUCUGUGUGCAUGACAACUACAGGAACAACCCUUUCCACAACUUCCGACACUGCUUCUGUGUGACCCAGAUGAUGUACAGCAUGAUCGGGCUCUGCGGGCUCCAGGAGAAAUUUUCCCAAAUGGAUAUCUUGACCCUGAUGACAGCGGCCAUCUGCCAUGAUUUGGAUCACCCAGGAUACAACAACACGUACCAGAUCAAUGCCCGCACAGAGCUGGCCGUCCGCUACAAUGACAUCUCGCCCCUGGAGAACCACCACUGUGCCGUGGCCUUCCAGAUCCUCGCCCAGCCUGAGUGCAACAUCUUCUCCAAUGUGCAGCCAGACGGGUUCAAGCAGAUCAGACAGGGGAUAAUCACGUUGAUCUUGGCCACUGACAUGGCACGGCACGCAGAAAUUAUGGAUUCUUUCAAAGAAACAAUGAAGAAUUUUGACUACAGCAACGAGGAGCACAUGACCCUUCUGAAGAUGAUUUUGAUAAAAUGCUGUGAUAUCUCUAAUGAGGUCCGCCCAAUGGAAAUUGCAGAGCCCUGGGUAGACUGUUUAUUAGAAGAAUAUUUUAUGCAGAGCGACCGCGAGAAAGCCGAAGGCCUUCCUGUGGCCCCUUUCAUGGACCGGGACAAAGUGACCAAAGCCACAGCCCAGAUCGGGUUCAUCAAGUUCGUCCUGAUCCCGAUGUUUGAAACAGUGACCGAGCUUUUCCCGGCGGUGGAGGAAUUUGUGCUGCAGCCCCUCUGGGAAUCCAGAGAUCAUUAUGCAGAGCUGAAGCAAAUGGAUGACGACGUGAGGGAGAGGACUGAGAGCCUGACAUCUGGAGGCGCCGACAGGUCAAGAGAGAAAAGCAGGGAUGUGAAAAACAGCGAAGAUAAUGUUGUCUGAGUCGGCGUCUCAGUGGGCGUUGUCUGUGUGUGAUCCUGUGACAUGUGUGUGAUGUCUCCUGAGCAUUUUUCAUCUCAACAGAAACGAGCCCAGUAGUCCUUCUCCUCCUCCCAGCAGACUGAGCCUGCAGACAGCAGCAGACGGGCUGCGGCCUGGACCAGGCGGCUGAGCUCCGUGGGACUCCGCAACUCAGAGGCGAGGGCGUUCUCAGCAGCUGCACCGCAAGACCACACUUUCUAAGAACUGUUUUGUUCACAGAUAUUAAA